GCCGCGCCGUGACCCCCCCUCAUUAAUAAAUCCCGGCCGGCCGUGCGGGGUCUUUGUUUCACGCCGCGGGCGGAGGGUGGAGGCGGCUCCGACCGAUCCCCAGCACUGACCAGCAAUGCCAUCGGCCAUGGAGGGCCCGGAGGCGGGAGAGGACGCGGAUGUCUCGCGCUACGAGGAAACAGAAGACAACAAUGUCAGCCCCACGGACCUGUCGGAGCUGCUGAAGGAGGGCACUAAGGAAUCCCACGACCGUGCCGAGAACACCCAGUUUGUCAAGGACUUCCUGAAAGGACGGAUCAGGAAGGAGCUCUUCAAGCUGGCCACAGUGGCCCUGCACUUCACCUACUCUGCCCUGGAGGAGGAGAUGGAUCGCAACAAGGACAACCCGGUCUUUGCUCCUCUCUAUUUCCCCGUGGAGCUUCACCGGAGGGAAGCACUGGCUAAAGACCUUAAAUAUUUCUAUGGAGAAGACUGGAAAGAGAAGAUCCAGUGUUCAGAGGCAACUCAGCAAUAUGUGGACAGAAUCCAUCACGUGGGACAGCACGAGCCAGAGCUGCUGGUGGCUCACGCUUACACCCGCUACAUGGGGGACCUCUCAGGUGGCCAGGUGCUGAAGAAGGUGGCCCAGAGGGCCCUAAAGUUGCCCAGUACUGGGGAAGGGAUCCAGUUCUACGUGUUUGAGAACGUUUCCAAUGCACAGCAGUUCAAGCAGCUUUACAGAGCAAGGAUGAAUGCUCUGGACUUGGAUAAGAACACCAAGGAAAGGAUCGUGGAAGAGGCCAACAGAGCCUUCAGAUUUAACAUGCAGGUGUUUGAUGAGCUGGACAAGAUCGGCAGGUCGCUGCCAGAAGAAGCCCAAGACGGAGGGUUUCCAGUGCACGACGGAAAAGGAGACAUCCGCAAAUGCCCCUACUACGCAGACAAACUGGGCGCGGCAGGGCCCGGCUGCCCCUUCCACGCCGCGGUGGGUCUGGCCAGGCAGCCCCUCGUGCAGCUGGUGCUGGCAGCCUGCGUGGCAGUGGCAGCAGGAGCUGCAGCCUGGUACAUCCUGUGACUGGCACGGCGUGGGGGCAAGGAGAGAGACGUGCCCUGUCCGUUUUCAGACCCUUCCCUUGCUGGUGGUGAGUUGGCUGCAGAGUUGGAGUGAGGAAGUAAACGGGAAUCCUGCGGGACUGUCCAAGCCUCCUUGCACACCGCUGUAACGUGAUGUCUUUAGCUGACUAGUGCCCAGGACUGGUCGGUGUGAGGGGGUGAGGAUUCCACUGCAGCACUGCCCUGCCCUGCCCAGGCUGGGGCAGCUUUUAAGGCUAAAGAUGUCCUGUCCUGUCCUGGCAAAGGCUUCACGUGCUUGGCUUUUCAUCUCCAUCCCCAGAGCAGUGUCCGGAGGCGGUUUCCUGCCCUGGGCUGCAUCCCCAGAAUGUGUCAUCAGCCUCUUCAGCAAAGAGCACUUGCUUUCCCACCCUGAGAAGCUGAGGCUGUGCUGUGGGGCUGUUACCUCAAAGGAGAGUCCUGUUGGGUGUGCUGUCCCAAGGACCUGGUCUUACUCCUGUUGGAGGGAGCACCCUGGGGAUGGGGACAGGACUGUGAGGGGGUAUGGAGGUGACAGAUGUGUAUUGUGCAACUUUGGGGUUGAGGGUUGGUUGUUGGUUAUUUUUCCUGAAGCCUUGACUGAAAUAAAAAGUUACAAUGCUAUA
This is a messenger RNA of Pipra filicauda (Wire-tailed manakin), 1694 nucleotides long. RefSeq names its product heme oxygenase 2 (gene HMOX2). Bases 116 to 1054 code for a protein of 312 amino acids. Lineage: Eukaryota; Metazoa; Chordata; Aves; Passeriformes; Pipridae. Gene Ontology annotation, biological process: response to oxidative stress; heme catabolic process; heme oxidation. The transcript is spliced from 6 exons. Gene Ontology annotation, molecular function: heme binding; heme oxygenase (decyclizing) activity. The record is from RefSeq and is a predicted model, not a curated record.